Molecule: messenger RNA, 8075 nt
Organism: Microtus ochrogaster (prairie vole)
Lineage: Eukaryota; Metazoa; Chordata; Mammalia; Rodentia; Cricetidae
Gene: Usp49
Product: ubiquitin specific peptidase 49
Exons: 9
Coding region: 484-2523 (679 amino acids)
Biological process (GO): protein deubiquitination
Molecular function (GO): cysteine-type deubiquitinase activity; zinc ion binding
Source: RefSeq, a predicted model, not a curated record
GUUUUGUGUGGACUGUGAGACUUACCACACAGCUGCCUCUACCCUGGGCAGCCAAGAAUGGAUUUCAUCCUUCUUGGAAGUCCUUAGGGCUACCGCCACCUCGGUCUGAUUUAUUUCCUAGGCCCCAUUUGGGGAGCAACGAUCUUUUUCUUCUCCUGUUGAAGAGGAUUUUCAUAAAACAGCUGAAUCGCGCCUUGGCCAUCAGUGGCAAAAGUUCACACGUGUGUGCUUGUCCAGGCGCCAAGAGUAACUAUUGCAAACGCUGCCUCGGGAAAACUCCAUGGUUCGCUGGCUGCCGCUGCACCGUAAAGAAAACAACAAAACCAAAAAGCAAGCAGGAGUGGAAAAGGCCUCUCUGGAGCGGUGAGACAAAUUAAAGGUAAUAGAGAAAAGGAAAACCCAGCCAAUGAUUAUGUGAUAAUAUGGAAGAAGAUGGGAAAAAAACUGUUUAAUGGAUUAAGAGAGUGGCGACUGCUCUAAAACAUGGAUAGAUGCAAACAUGUAGGGCGGUUACGGCUCGCCCAGGACCACUCCAUCCUAAACCCUCAGAAGUGGUGCUGUCUGGAGUGCUCCACCACGGAGUCUGCGUGGGCCUGCCUCAAGUGUUCCCACGUGGCCUGCGGCCGCUACAUUGAAAACCAUGCACUGAAACACUUUGAAGAGACCGGACACCCGCUGGCCAUGGAGGUCCGGGAUCUCUACGUGUUCUGCUACCUGUGCAAGGAUUACGUGCUCAAUGACAACCCCGAGGGGGACCUGAAGCUGCUGAGAAGCUCCCUCCUGGCGGUGCAAGGCCAAAAGCAGGACCAGCCCGCGAGGCGUGGUCGGAUGCUACGGUCUACAGCUGCAGGCGAGGACGUGGUCCCACCGCAGCGCACUCCUCAGGGACAGCCACAGAUGCUCACGGCUCUGUGGUACAGGCGCCAGCGCUUGCUGGCCAAGACGCUGCGACUGUGGUUCGAGAAGAGCUCCAGGGGCCGAGCGCAGCUGGAGCAGCGGCAGCGAGAGGAGGCGCUGGAGCGCAAGAAAGAGGAGGCCCGGCGGCGGAGGCGCGAGGUCAAGCGGCGACUGCUGGAAGAGCUGGCCAGCGCGCCGCCGCGGAAGAGUGCGCGCCUGCUCCUGCACGCGCCUGGGCCUGUGGCCGUGCGCCCUGCUACCCUCGCUACCUCCCGGCGCGUGUCCGCGGCUACACUUAAGCCGCGCCGGCAGCCGGCGGUGGCCCCAGGUGUCACCGGCCUACGCAAUCUGGGCAACACCUGCUACAUGAACUCCAUCCUCCAGGUGCUUAGCCACCUCCAGAAAUUCCGGGAAUGCUUCCUGAACCUCAACCCUUCCACCUCUGAGCACCUGUUUCCCCAAGCAACCAACGGGAAGGCUCAGCUCUCUGGUAGGCCAGCCAGCAGCUCUGCCGCAGAGUUAUCAAUAAAGAGCGACCCUGCCCAGGGAUACGAACCUCAAGGCUUCUGCUGGAACAGUGGAGCCUCGAUCAGCAGAAGCCUGGAGCUCAUUCAGAACAAGGAACCCAGUUCAAAGCACAUUUCCCUCUGCCACGAACUGCACACCCUCUUCCGAGUCAUGUGGUCUGGGAAGUGGGCACUGGUAUCGCCCUUUGCCAUGCUUCACUCAGUGUGGAGCCUCAUUCCCGCCUUCCGUGGCUACGACCAGCAGGACGCACAGGAAUUUCUCUGUGAACUGCUGCACAAGGUGCAGCAGGAACUUGAGUCUGAGGGCUCCACGCGCCGGAUCCUCAUCCCCUUCUCCCAGAGGAAGCUCACCAAACAGGUCUUAAAGGUGGUGAACACCAUAUUUCACGGGCAGCUGCUCAGUCAGGUUACAUGUGUAUCAUGCAAUUAUAAAUCCAAUACCAUUGAGCCCUUUUGGGAUCUGUCCCUGGAAUUCCCUGAACGCUACCACUGCAUAGAAAAGGGGUUUGUCCCUUUGAAUCAGACAGAGUGCCUGCUCACUGAGAUGCUGGCCAAGUUUACCGAGACAGAGGCCCUGGAGGGGAGAAUCUACGCUUGUGACCAGUGUAACAGCAAACGACGAAAAUCUAACCCCAAACCCCUUGUUCUGAGUGAAGCCAGAAAGCAGUUAAUGAUCUACAGACUACCUCAGGUCCUCCGGCUGCACCUUAAAAGAUUCAGGUGGUCUGGCCGUAAUCAUCGUGAGAAGAUUGGGGUCCAUGUCGUCUUUGACCAGUGGUCAUGCAUCACGGGAAAGGGUUUGGCUCAGGACACUACACAGCCUAUUGCUACAACACAGAGGGAGGUUUUUGGGUCCACUGCAAUGACUCAAAGCUGGAUGUAUGCAGUGUCGAGGACGUGUGCAAAACCCAGGCCUACAUCCUUUUUUACACUCGAAGAACAGUUCAGGGCAGCGCAAGACUCUCAGAAACCCAACUCCGAGCUCAGGUGCAGUCCAGCAGCAAGGACGAAGGCAGAACAUACACGCUCCCCUGACUGGGAGGCAUGCAGUAAAAUGUCCUUACCUUUUUCCUCAUGGGUAAUAAGGCUUGCACAGUAACAGAUCACUGGGCUUGCCUCUCUAGGCCUAAAGGAGAGAAUGCCAGGUGAUUUCUGCCCUGUCAAAAAAUUGGUAGUCACUUUUGAAAACAUUUUAAAAUUCCCUCCUUUCAUAAAACAAAUCUAAAGGAGUAACUUCUAUGAAGAUUCUUUUGUCAGUUGCUUCUGGAUAAUUGAGGGACCUGGAGGGGGGUGGGCAAGUGAUCACCCAGCCAGGAGAGCAGCCAUGUCUGUCUUCUCUCUGUCGUGAGCCCCCUACUAAUCAGGAUCUUUCUGCAGCACUGCACAGAGCACAUGAGGAGGGGCCCAGGGCUGGCAGCUGGUGGGAAAGAUUGGUUCCAAAGUGGAAGGUAAAGCCACAGGAUUUAUCUCACAGAAGAGGUGACCAUCAAGGGAGUGAGGGGCAUGGAGCAGAUCUCCCUGUGCCAAAUAGGAAGGCUUUUUAGAGCCAGGCUUCUCCUGAGGUGCUGUCCUCUCACUCUACGCUGACUGGGAGAUAGGGCCUAGCAGCCCUUUCCCGUUGAAGAGGCAGUCAUAGGAGGCACAGACCAGCGCAUGGUCGGUCUGCGCAUGUUAAGCCGGACACUCCUGACUCCUCCAGUCCUGUAGCAGGACCCUGGCUCAGGUCUGGAACCAGCUUGUGGUUUGGGUCAGUGUUCAGAAGCCUUCUCAGAAUUCGGGAAGGCGAGUGGGGAUUGUCCCAGUGCCUGCUGCCCUAGGGUCUUACCUUGUGUGCUAUGUAGCUUCUCUCCUGCACCUACAACAUUGGUGCUCACAAGGUUUGGAGCUUUCGCUUCCCUAGGAACUGACCGUUUGUCCAGCUCUUGGUUGUGGCCUUUCAUGUUCUCUUCCCACUCUGCUACCCAUUCUCUCCUGCCCUCAGUCCAUGCAGUAGAGAGACUCCUGUCUUUUACUCCUGUCUUUUACUCUGCUAUUAGUAAAAACACAUCUUUAAAAUUUGCUCCAUUUCUAAAUGGAGUCAAAUGCCCAGACAGAAGCACAGUAAACUCUCAUUCUCUCUGCGGUGACCUGUGCAGUGCCCACAGCCUCUCCUGUGAAUAAGUAGCUUGUGUUAAUGUAGUACAGUUGUCACUUGAAGGGAGUUGAAGGGGUGGGGCACAGAGACAGUGAGGCUAAAGGACGCACUGUUCCAUUUCCCAGGCACACCCGUAGUAUUUACUGCUGCCCUCAUUGGAGAUGAACUCUCGUAGGCCUGCCAGACAUCACUGAGACAUGGAAGAAAUCAGACAGAAAACAGCUCCCUGACAGGGAUGGGUGGCUAGAUUUAAACUUGCUUUUUUACAACACUGUGAGGUUUCUGUAUUAGCUUUUAUUUGGAAGCGAUAAUGUAUGGCAUUUUUGUGCUGUUUGGUUUUUACUGUCUACUGCAGGCUUUUUUGUGAGCUUUGCACGGCCUCCUCCUCUCCAGGACACUGUUUUAAAGUGUCCCGGUUGUCCACGCUGCCUGAGGUUCUGAUAUAAAGCUGUACCCUGAGGUCCACAUUACAAAGGUACAUGAUAGUGAUUUGUUACCAUGGUAGCAAAGCCCAUUCAAAAACAAAGCUCGGUGUGCUGGUACACCCCUGGAAGGACGGCACUUGCUUGGGUGAGGCAGGAGGAUUAUGAGUUUGAGGCUACAUUGUGAGACCUUGUCUGAAAAAUGAAAAUAACAAACUAUUGGGAGUAAAAAAGGAAACAAGACUGGAUUGCACCUCAUCUUAAACCCUGUGUUAUUUAUUCUAGAAAGAGAACUUGCAGGCAGAGAAUAUAGAUCUGACUGUUUAGAGGGGAAAACAUUAAUCAAUAUAAACACUUAAAGGAAAAUUAGAAGGUUCUAACUCAAUUUAAAAAAAAAGUUUUAUGUCAACUAUCAGCAAGACCAGUAAGCAGAAUGGGAACUUUAUAAGCUGAACUGAACACCCACAUAUGAGAUUAAUGAGUUAAAAUGAGUUCUAUCUAAAACUAGCUGUCUCCACUGAGCCACCCUCAUGAAGGUGCCACCGCAACCACAGAAGCACUUCAGGCAGCAGGAGCAGUAGCAUGAAUCUCUGUUGUAGAAGCACUGUGCACUGUCUGGGCUGCCUUGCUGUGCUGUGCUCUCUCUGCUGCCUGCAGCGCCUUAGAGGGCUGUGUCAGUUGGCAUCACACUGAUACAUUCUGAAGAGAACAGAUAGACUUUGACUAGCUGGCCCCAGGCCAAAUGCCAGGUGCUGCUCUGCCAGCAGCAGUCUCUCUCUCUGAACCCUUUGUAAUCGGCUGGUGUGUUUACUUACCACUGUAGCCAGCCAAGAUGAAUACACCCCAGCCCUCAAAAAUGAUUUCUUACCUCAGUCUAGCCUGGCCCUCAUGCUUGUGGUUGCCUCUAAGAGCAGCACCCAUGCUAGUGCAGAAGUAGCAGGGAUACCCGUGGCAGCCAGAAACUGCAGCUCUCAUCAAACGGCAGGCAGAGCUCUUGCCAGCUUUACCAGCUUUAACCAGCCCCUCUGGCUGAAAUGGGAGGGCAGUGCCACAUGGUAAAGAACUUCUAGAUGUCUCUAAAAAUGUCAUGAAUAAAGCUGUAAACUGUAGAAGUGUUCGUGUGUCCUAUGGACUCGAUAGCAGAGUUUAUUUUUGUUCAAGGUGGCAAGGCUUCUAGAGUUCAUGAUCGUGUGAGUCCCCUGCUCUGGUUAUGCCUUCAGCUCCAUCCACAUUCAGGAGACAAACCAAUGCGGUGGGCUGGCUGGCAGUGCUCCGGAGUGCUGAGAGGUCGACAGUAGUGCAGAAUGAAAACAUGGUGGCGGGUGGGGGGAAGCCAGGGAGAUCUGACAUUUGUUUUACUGAUAAAGCUUUGUGAACUAAUUUUAUACAAUUCAUAAAAUUUGGUGCCUUGUUCUUAAUUACAGUUUGCAUGAGAUUGAAAAGUUAAGGGGAAGGGUUCCUUUUUGUUAUGUCAAGUGGCAGGUGGAUCUGUAGUGUUUAAAGGGUAUGUGCUAUCAGAUUUUAUAGAACAUUGUUAUCUCCUGUGUAUGAAUGCAAAUUGUCCUUACCAGCAAGUUCUUGAGUUCCAGUGUCCAUAAUUGUAUUUAUAAUCUUCCAUCAGAUAGCUGUCUUUCAAGGCAGCCAACAUACAUUACUGUUGUUCAUUGCCUCUUGUAUAUGCUGAACAUUAAUGCUGACCUUUUCUGGAAAGUGACCCUUUCCUGAAUGUGUACCAUAUCCCUAUCUGGGGUUGCAGCUUAUAUGUGGAAGGGUUUCCAGCUAGUUGGGAGAGCCAAAUGAUCAGAAGUUAGGCAAUCAGUGGCAGUGGAAUCUUCACCAAUUCUGGAGCCCUUCUGCACAAACCAUCAGGAAGCAGUGUAGGAAAAAUCCCCCCACAUGUGAACCUUUAGAUUGUACAACAAACCAGUACACUGUGUAAUAUGCAGAGUGAGUGAUGCAAAAAUGAUGUCCCUGACACCACCACUCUCAGGACUUCCUGGGCAGAUGCAGCUGUGAUGGUGCUAAGUGACUGGAAGGUUAGCAAGAGUCGGGCUGUUCACAGCCUGUCUUUCACUCCAGCCCAAGGGUUUCUGCUGAGCUCGUGAGACUUCCCCAAAGGUGUUGACAGGCUCACCAUUCAAAGUGCAUUUGGUACUGGGUCUCUCAGCCCAGUUCCUAAUUGGGACUAAUUAGGUAAAGAGUGCAUCUUUGGGGUGAAAUUUUCCAGGGUCACUUGGUUUUUACCAGCUAAGAGUGGUGGUUCUCUUUUUUGUCAGCGCUAAAGCGCCUUCUCAGGAUUGUACACGUCAUCUCUUCCACAUUCCUGUCUGCUCUCAGUCCAGGAUUACCCUUUAACCGCCAUUUACUUGUCAACUCACACAUGGCUCUAACUACACCACAGCUUAGUAGCUAUGGGCAAGCGGUCACUUUUGUUCACUCUGUCCAUACUUAUGCUGGCAUGUUUCUUUUAAAAUACAACAGCUGCUGACGAAAUAGCUCACUGCUACGGCACUUAGCUAGCAUGCCUGAGACAAUGGGUUCCAGGUCACGUAAACCAGUUCAAACAAAAACUGCCAAAUCAGCGUUAUGACUUCAAAAAGCAAGAGUAAAGUUACUUGAGAUUAUAUCUUAAAUUUGGAAUGAAAAAAAAACUAUAUUUUUAAAAGCUAUGUCUUAAUUCUAUCUAGAUUCUGAUUUUCAAAAUAGAAAUUUUUUUAACUAACUAGACUACUCAGCUAUAGGAUCAUAUAGCAUACUUUAAGGUUUUAUUCUUCAAAACAACAAAACCAGGCUGCUAUUUCCUAGCUUAGCUGUGGUCAUGUGGGGUUCUGCAUCUAUAACACAGCUUACAAAACUGCUUCCUAAUCACUUUAUGGGCCUUUGGAAGUAAUGGCUUCAAACCCAAGCCUUAUCCGUGUAUUCAUAGUCAUGACCCUGCCCCCACCUUUUUUUUCAAGGCAUGGUCUCACUGUGUAGCCCUGGUUAGCCUGGAAUUUAGACGAAGCUGGCCUCAGAGAUCCACAUGCCUCUGGGAUUAAGUAUGUGCCAUGAAGCCCAGUCUCUUAAUAGUUUCUAAAACAGACUUCAGAGUAUCUGUGACUCAGAAUAAACUCUAGGAUCUUGAUUCGUGUGAAGCCAAUUCUAGGCCUGAAUUUACUCACAGUUUCUGCUGGCCCGCAUCACAUCGCACAGGUUCUUCAUUCACAAGAAAAUGGUAUCCCCAGCCCAUAUCAUACAUGGCUUAGUCAGUACAGUGCUUACCUAGCAAGCCUGAUGCUCAGAGUUUGAUCUCAGCACCACGUAAAACCAGGCGUGGUAGACCACACUCGACUCCCAACUGUGGAGGCAACAAGAUAGGAGUUCAAGGCCAUCUUCACAUCUUCAACUGAGGCCAGCCUAGGCUGCAAAUAUCCUGCCUCCAAAAAAAAAAAGCCCCCCCCCCCCGCUUUGUUUCGGUGGGUGUUUGGAAGUCACAUCAUGAGUUUCUGGAAAGCAGCCAGCAGUAACUCUGUCAUCGUCAUGCAGCUGUGGCCCGGUUACACUGGCCCUUCUCAUUUGCGCCCUGUAAUCCAAGACCAGUUCCAAAGGGGCCUUUGCACAAAAAAGCAGUAUUUUUUUUUUUAAUGCUAGUAAAUUUGACUAAAUGAGACUCUGGAGAGUCUACUUCUAGCACCACCUUGUCCCACGGCCACAGGAGUCUCUCCACAGAACAGACAGUGGCACUAGCAUAAGUCUGGGGGUAGGAAGUUGCUUCCUUGUGCCCACUAACAAGCUGACUCCACCCACACAUCAGUGCUCUCUUCUGCCACCAAAUCUCACUCUAUUCCAAAAACAGUGCCUCCCUGGUUCCUGGAAAACCCACCUGGUGAACUAAAAUGCCCAACAACACCUAAUGGCUUCUUCCCCAGGAAUGCUCACCAGCAGUAACUCCUUGAGAAUCAGCUGUGCAGUUCAGCUUUAUCACUGUGGAGCAGGAGGUUCCCUUUCAAUUUUUUUUUUCUAUUCUCUUUUUUAAAUGAGACAAACAUCUCCAUUACAAUUCAUGUUUGGGGCUCAUUGCUGUCUCUUGAGUGUGAAACACAAAUCAUGGUUGGU